Anarrhichthys ocellatus (wolf-eel) is the source of this 1318-nucleotide messenger RNA. RefSeq lists its product as uncharacterized. The coding region runs from base 81 to 824 and encodes 247 amino acids. The record is from RefSeq and is a predicted model, not a curated record. NCBI's taxonomy places the organism in Eukaryota, Metazoa, Chordata, Actinopteri, Perciformes, Anarhichadidae. The transcript has 4 exons.
UCCGACCUGAGAGACUCACUGAGAGCAGCUGCUGCCUCCACAGCUCGUCUUCAUCAACCUUCAUCUCCAUCCUCUUCCUCAUGGCGGCCUCGUCCAAGUCCUCCCAGACGGCCAAGAACGUGGUUCUGGCCCUCCUGGCGUUCUGGUCCCUGGUCUCUCUGAUCAUCAUCGUGGUGUGGGGGACGUCUCCGGACCUGAAGAGCUCGGCCGUGUGCCGAGCAGAGCUGCAGGAGGUAACCGAGAAGAUGGAGGGCGCCAAGGUGGUGUGGAGCAAGAACAAGGUGGCUCUGGAGGAGCUGCUGGAGGAGGCCCGGCAGGACCAGGACCGCCAGAGAGUCCAGAACCUGCUGCUGCUGGGACGCCUCAACGCCACCAACGCCACGCUGGAGGAGAGCCGGCAGGAAAACGCGGUCCUGAACGGGAACAUCACCGUGCUGCUGGAGAGCGUGCAGCAGCUCCGUCAGACGGAGGUCAACCUCACGGCUCAGAUCGCUCUGCAGGAAGAGCACAUGGAGGCCCUGCAGCAGAACCUGACCGAGGCGGGUCACCUGACCGAGUCCUGCUCCAGCCUCAGAGCUGCUGCUGAGAGCCAGACCAGGGCCUGUGAGUCCAGGCAGCAGUACCUGCACAAACAGCUUCUGAAGUGUAAAGACGUGGACUCUGAAGCUCCUCAGGAGACCCAGCUGCAGGACUCCUCCUCCUCCUCCUCUCCUCUCUCUGCUCCUCUCUUCCUGCUCGUCUGCAGCGCUCUGCAUCUGAUGACCUGUAAGUACCGAAAAACUCCUUCUGCACCUGAACACAUGACUUAUUUUACUAAAAACUAAAGUGAAAAAAAUCUGCCAUUCAAUAAGUAUUUCUAUUUUUAUUAGAGAUCGUUGUUGGUGAGAAACAACGUGAGAUUUAUUAGAGAAGAAACGUUGAUUACUAAUGAAACAGGAGGUUCAGCUCCACCUGCUGGUGAGAGUUUGUCACUGCAGCGACAUUAAAUAUUAUUAUCAUUAUUAUUAUUAUUCAACUGAGCAGAAACAUGCGGAGGAAAAGAUCAAUAUAGAAUAUAUAGAUAAACAAGUUCAACAAUAUGUCCAGGUCAUUGAUCUAUGAUGUAUAGAUAUAUAGAUAAUAACUACCUUUAAACUAACUUUACUCUCAAAAUAAUAUUGUGUCUCAAAAUUAAAAACUAUUAGAGAAACAUGUUCUUCUAUUGAAGGCUUCAAAUAAUGAUGAUUAUCAUCUGGAGCUGAUUUUCUCAAUUCAUAUUUAAAAUGAUUGAUACAAAUGUUUACUUGUUUCUGACUAAUGUUUCAUUUUCGUCCUAUUU